Messenger RNA from Malania oleifera, 984 nucleotides. RefSeq names its product NDR1/HIN1-like protein 26. The transcript has a single exon. The record is from RefSeq and is a predicted model, not a curated record. The coding region runs from base 91 to 732 and encodes 213 amino acids. Lineage: Eukaryota; Viridiplantae; Streptophyta; Magnoliopsida; Santalales; Ximeniaceae. Gene Ontology annotation, biological process: defense response to other organism.
CAUCCUCCUUCCUCAAGAGCUCAAAAGAAAGUACAGCUCCUUCCCUUGCCUCUCUCUCUCUCUCUCUCUCUCUGCAAAUUAAGAACUUAAAUGUCUCAACUGGACAUAAGAUCUCCCAAGCACUGCGCCAAGAAGGAAGCUUAUCUGAACAUCGACCGCAAGCACUACAAGAAGCUUUUCUACGCCUUCUCCACCUUGCUCAUCUCCAUCCUCUCCCUCAUCCUCCUGGUCUGGCUCAUCCUCCACCCCACCAAGCCCCUCUUCUCCCUCAAACAGGCAGACGUCUACCAGCUCAACCUCUCCGAUCGCCUCCUCCUCAACUCCUCCAUUCAAGUUACCCUCGUCUCCACCAACCCAAACCGGAAAGUUGGCAUUUACUACGACGACCUCCAAGCCUACGCCUCCUACAAGGGUCAGCAGAUCACCCUGCACGCCUCCCUCCCACCCUUCUACCAGGGCCACCAGGACACCAACCUCCUCACCGCAUCCCUCGCAGGCACUGCCGUCCCCGUCGCCCCCUCCUUCGGCUACGAAGUGGGUCGUGACAAGACCGCCGGAAGAAUGGUCCUCAGCUUGAAGCUGAACGGGAGGAUCCGGUGGAAGGUGGGGACUUGGGUCUCCGGCCGAUACCAUCUCGACGUGAACUGUAUUGCGGUCAUGGCUUUUGGACCCUCCAUCCCCUCCGGUCCGCUCAGCACAAAGCAAGGGACUCAGUGUUCUACUGAUGUCUAACAUACAUACAUACAUACAUAUACAUAUAUAUAUAUAUAUAUAUAUAUAUAUGUGUGGAUGUUGAGAUAUGUUGAUGGAGCUGGGUUUGAAUAAUUUUGGUUGGUUUGGUUGCUGUUGCUUUGAUUUUUGUUCUGUUAAUGUGCUUGGGAGGGAGGAGUCUAUGGAUGUAUAGUUAAGUUUAAAAAAUGCGUGGUUGAUAAGACUGAAAGUUAUUGAUAUAAGUGAAGAAGAAAAGGUAUAUUUGGGAUUGCA